Messenger RNA from Bactrocera dorsalis (oriental fruit fly), 3742 nucleotides. Its product is annotated as ATP-binding cassette sub-family G member 1. The coding region runs from base 897 to 2741 and encodes 614 amino acids. Lineage: Eukaryota; Metazoa; Arthropoda; Insecta; Diptera; Tephritidae. Gene Ontology annotation, molecular function: ATP binding; ABC-type transporter activity; ATP hydrolysis activity. The record is from RefSeq and is a predicted model, not a curated record. The transcript has 12 exons. Gene Ontology annotation, cellular component: plasma membrane.
AUGUGUGCGAAUAAGUGUGCUGUCGAUUGGUGCAAGUUUGUAUAUUGCUUUUUAGCGAAUAACUAAAAUUAUUAGAAGCCAGUCGGCAAAUACCAUCGAAACAACGCGGAACUAACAGUAACUAGUUCGAAAACUCGGAAGUUCUUAAGUUUAACUAUCUUACUGGGCUUUUGUCUCCCUAGUUCAAGCGUGCUGGUGUAAGAUUUUGAACUGUGUUCGCGUAAAGUAUGUAAGUCGGAAAAAAACAAAAAAUUAAUAAAAAUUAUACUAAACAAAUAAAUAAAAAAAAAAAACAAAAAACGGAACGGAACGUAUUUAAAAAGAAAACCAAUAUAUUGUGUGAUAAGUGUUUCCAAUACAGGAAUAAUAAAGUAUUUUUUAAAACACUAUUUUUAAAUUUGAGGAGACAUCGAAAUAUCAUUUGGAGCUAAAAUGUAUUCCAGCUGAUUUUUUACUGUUACUAUGCAAAGAGGAGCACAUUUUCAAUGGUGUUGCCAGAAUAUGAAAGUAAAAGAAAAAAUAAAAUAAAAUAAAAUAAAAUAAAAUAAAAUAAAAUAAAAAAUAAAUUAAUUAAAAUAAAUUUUAUACAUAAGUAUAUACAAAGUAAACAAAUAAAAAUAAAGCGUGGAGUGCAAAGAGUGUACUGUGUUUAAGAAAUAUAAUCAGAACAAUUAAGUGACAAUUGUAUUCAAUUAGAAGUGCAAAUAAUUUCAGUGAAAUUCUCAACAACUGUGAUCAUACAAAUAUAAAAAAAUAAAUAAAAUAUAUAUAUAUGAAAUUUACACACAUACAUACAUAUAAAUAUAUUACGUAUAAUAUAAAAUAAGAGCAAAUAAAGCUAACUAAAAAUAGUAAAUUCCAUUAACGCCGCGCACAAAUAAAACAUACACACAAAAAUGACGUUGGAAUCUCACGGUAAACUGCUGAAAGAGCGCGUCAAGCCCAUCGAUAUACAAUUCAAGGAUCUAAGCUAUCAAGUUCAAGUUCAAAAAGUGAAGAAAACCAUAUUGAAAGGAAUUUCGGGUACAUUCCGUUCUGGUCAACUGACGGCGAUUAUGGGACCCUCGGGGGCGGGCAAGUCGAGUUUGAUGAAUAUUUUAACAGGCCUAACUACAAAAGGUGUUAACGGAAAUAUACAGUUUGGCGACUCACCAACUAAAUCACGCAAAAUUUGUUGUUAUAUAAUGCAAGAUGAUCAUUUUCAUUCGUGGUUUACGGUUGAGGAGACAAUGCUGCUGGCGGCUCAAUUGAAAAUCUCUAACGAUUCGAUGAACAUGAAGGAAAAGAAAAUGCUGAUUGAACAUUUAUUGGACACCCUCAAGUUAUCGCAGACCAAAUCAACACGCGCUGGAAAUCUAUCUGGCGGCCAAAAGAAACGCUUAUCCAUCGCCUUGGAGUUAAUUGAUAAUCCAGCGGUGCUAUUUCUGGAUGAGCCAACAACUGGCUUGGAUAGCUCAGCGUCUUCUGACACAAUACAGUUACUACAAACCUUGGCCAAUGAGGGACGCACAAUAGUUUGUACAAUUCAUCAACCCUCGUCACAUGUUUAUAGCCUAUUCAAUCAAAUUUAUGUGCUGAGUCAAGGUUGCUGUACGUACCAGGGUACGCCGCACAAUACAAUUGAAUUUUUAAAAACGGUCGGUUUGGAAUGUCCGACUUAUCACAAUCCAGCGGACUUUCUGCUGGAGUGCGUAAAUGGCGAUUAUGGCGAUCACACUGAUGACUUAGCCGCUGCUGCCCGGCAACCUAAAUGGCGAUAUGAUUAUGAUGCGGAGCAACCGCAACACUUGGACGGUUUAAAUGGCGUACAAAUCGUGAAAAUGAUGGAGUCUAAACGGGGUGGGGUAAAGCAACUAUCCCCAUCGAUAACACCACCAAUAUCUGCCACAAAACAUGUUUACCCGCCGCCGGAAUGGAUGCGUCUGUGGUUGCUGAUCGGUCGUUGUCAUGUGCAGUUUUUCCGCGAUUGGACGGUGACCUACUUAAAAUUGGCAGUGCAUAUUAUGUGUGCUAUACUGAUUGGACUGCUAUACGGCGACUCCGGUUCAAAUGCGACAAAGCAGAUUGCAAAUUUAGGUUCAUUCACAAUACACAAUACUUAUUUGUGGUAUACGACAAUGAUGCCGGGUCUAUUGAGAUUCCCACAAGAAAUCAGCAUAAUCAAAAAGGAAACUUUCAACAAUUGGUAUAAAUUACGAACGUAUUAUAUGGCGACACUGAUAACGUCUACACCAGUGCACAUCAUAUUCUCCAUGACAUACAUCACCAUCGCCUACCUGAUGACCGAUCAGCCAUUCGAAAUUGAACGUUAUGCUAAAUUCAUGUUGACAGCUGUCGUAGUGACGAUAUGCGCCGAUGGACUGGGUGUGCUAUUAGGCACUAUAUUGAAUCCGAUUAACGGUACAUUUGUGGGUGCUGUAUUGACUUGCUUCAUGUUGAUAUUCUCCGGUUUUCUUAUACUGCUCACACACAUGUCGAGUUUAAUGCGCUUGCUAUCGUACUUAUCACCAAUUCGUUAUGCGCUCGAAAGCAUGGUGUUGGCGAUAUACUCUAAUAAUCGUGGGAGUAUUUAUUGCCCAAUGGAUGUGGUGUACUGCCAUUUCAAAAAUGCCAGCACAGUGCUACGCAGUUUUGGUAUGGAAAAUGGAAAUUUCGGCAUGAAUAUAUUAAUAAUGUUUCUGCAGCUGUCGACUUUUAAAGGAUUAGCUUAUGUUAUGCUCAAGCGAAAACUACGAGCGUAAAAUAUUUUAUAUUAUAAUUAAUAUUUAUAAUGUAAUGUAUUUAAUAUAUACAUACAUAUAUAUAAUUAUAGGUGAUAUAAGUAUGAAAUACGGUUAAUUUACUAGUUAUAUUUUAUAUAAAAACAUAGAUGUUUGUUUAUAAAAUAAGUUACGGUGUAUUGUUAGAAAUAAGUAGUAAAAGUAAUUAAGCAAUAGUGCUACAACAAGAAAAACAAAAAGCGAAUUACGAAAUAGUUCAAAAUAUGCAUAAAUAUGUAUGUAUAGCGAUAAACUACUGUAAAACAGAGCCAAAAAUUAGCAAAUAUUAAACAAAGCAAACGAUAUUCUAAAACAAUUAAGCCUUUGCAGCAUAAACAAAGCCGUUAUAAUUGAGAAUAAAUAAAAAAUGCUUGCAAUAUUUAUUUAUUAAAUAUUAAGCAAAAGCUUUUGAAGCCAUAUUGUUAUAAAUAUUUACAAAUGCCAACUGAAUACUUAAAUAUUAAAUAUAAUGAACAAACGAAGAAAUUAAAAAAAAAAACAACAAAAACAAAACAAAACCUACGUGUGAUAGUAUUAUUAUUUUAAAAAAAUAUAAAAUGAAGUUAAAUAAAUAUUUUUAUAACAAAUGCGAAUACAUUAGUACGUUCAUAUGUAAAUCUACAAAGCGUAAAAUUUGUUUACGCGACUGUAGUAAGCAAAAAUAUACAUAUUUGAAUAUUGUAUAAUAAAUGUAGUUUGUGUGAUAAGACGUUCGUGCCUGCAUACUUACUCUAUAAAUAUAUGUAUUUAUAUACUUAUGCAUAUAAGCACUUUUAUGUAUUUAUAAGCACAUGUACACAUACAAAGUAAAGAAAUGCACUAAAGUUUAUAAGUGAAGGAAUUUUUGAAGUUGUUCUGUAAGCAGGUGAAUACAAAGUAAACCAAUAAUACUAGAUAAGUUAUUUAGUGAGCGUUGUUAGUUUUAUAUUUUUAUCAGCACGCAAAUGUUAAAUGAAUAAUAAAUGGAGUGAUUUGGAAGAAAA